AUGGCCUCCGAAGCCCCCAAGGAUAUUCCCGUGCGGCCUGCCGCCGAGGCAAAGUCCUCUGAAGCCGUUGCCCCGCCAAAAGAUGCGAAGAAGCAGGCCCCGAGCCCCGAUGUCCUCCCAGAGGUCAUGAUCGAGCGAAACAAGCUCUUUGAGGAACUUUGGCAACAAUACCUUGAAGAGACCAAGAACCGUCCUCACCCCGAAAUCGCCGUUUCCCUCGACAUUGGUGACGGUAACCUGUCUUCGGUCCCCGCCAAAGCCUACGAGACUACUCCUGGUUCUUUCUUGCGCGAUGUUCCUAAGGAUAUUGCCGCCGAAAUCGUUAUUUGCAAGGUUGAUGGAGAGUUGUGGGACUUGAACCGCCCUCUGGAGAAGGACUGCAAGGUUUUGCUUGUUCCUUUCAGCAACCCCGAGGCUCGUGAGGUCUUCUGGCACUCCAGUGCUCACUGUCUGGGUGAAGCUUGUGAAUGUGAAUACGGUUGUCUUCUUUCCCAUGGUCCUCCCACCCCUCAAGGUUUCUUCUACGAUAUGGCUAUGCCCGACGGACGAGUUGUUCGCGAGACCGACUGGAAGGCGCUUGACACCAAGGCCUCCCGUAUCUUCAAGGAGAAGCAGAGCUUUGACCGAUUGGAGGUUUCCAAGGAGAACCUCAAGAAGAUGUUUGCAUACAGCAAAUACAAGCUGCACUACAUUGACAAGCUCGUUACUGGCGAGAGCAGCACCGUAUACCGUUGCGGAACCCUUGUCGACCUCUGCCGGGGCCCUCACAUUCAGAACACCGGCAAGGUCAAGACAUUCAAGAUCAUGCAGAAUUCUUCCGCCUACUUCCUUGGUGACCAAAGCAACGACUCCUUGCAGCGCAUUCGCGGUGUUGCUUUCCCCGAUAAGAAGGGAAUGGUCGAACACUUGAAAUUCUUGGAAGAAGCCGAGCGACGUAACCACUUGCGAAUUGGAAAGGACCAAGAACUAUUUUUCUUCGAUGAUGUCUCUCCCGGCUGUCCUUUCCUCCUUCCCAACGGAACCAAGAUUUUCAAUCAAAUCCAGUCCCUUCUGCGAACUGAGUACCGCAAGCGCGGCUACCAGGAAGUCCAGACCCCCAACAUGUAUGAUGUCGGUCUUUGGAAAACCUCUGGUCACUGGGAUCACUACAAGGAUGAUAUGUUCAAGCUUGACGUGGACAAGAAAACAUACGCUUUGAAGCCGAUGAACUGCCCGGGACACUUUAUCCUCUUUGGUCACCGUGAACGUAGUUACCGCGAGCUGCCUAUGCGUAUUGCAGACUUUGGCGUAGAUGAGGCCAGCGGUGCUUUGAGCGGACUAACGCGUGUGAGAAAGUUCCAGCAAGAUGACACGCACAUCAUCUGCACGGCUGAACAGAUCAUGUCCGAGGUGGAGGGUCUGUUCUCCUUCCUUGAGGCUGUAUAUGGACUAUUUGGAUUCUCAUUCAAGCUGAAAUUGUCCACGCGCCCUGAGAAGUACAUGGGCUCAUUGGAGACGUGGGAUAACGCCGAGGAACAACUCAAGAAGGCCUUGACCAAGUUUAAGGGUAAUGAUUGGACCAUUGAUGAGGGUGAUGGUGCCUUCUACGGACCCAAGAUUGAUAUCACCAUUUCCGACGCCCUGAAGCGUGAAUUCCAGUGCGCCACCAUCCAGCUUGAUUACCAGGCCCCCAUCAACUUCAAGAUGGAGUACAUGACCAACGAGAACCGCCAACCCGCAGAGACCCCCAAGGAGGGUGAGGCUCAGGCUGAGAACAAGAACGAGCCCGGUCCUGGCCGUGCCCGCCCUGUUGUUAUUCACCGUGCCAUCAUCGGCAGUUUCGAACGUUUCCUGGGUAUCUUGACUGAGCACUUCGGUGGCAAGUGGCCAUUCUGGAUCAGCCCUCGCCAGAUUCUGAUCGUUCCCGUUAUGCCCGCCGUGAACGACUACGUCGAGGAAUUGCAAGAGAUCCUGCGCGGUGACAAGCUGAACGUCGACAUUGAUAUCAGCGGUAACACCAUGCAGAAGAAGAUCCGUACCGGCCAGCUUGCUCAGUACAACUUCAUCUUCGUUGUUGGCGCUUCCGAGAAAGAAUCCCGCACCAUCAACGUCCGCAACCGUGAUGACCCGGCCACCCAGAAGCUGGGUGCCAUGGUACCCCUUGAGGAGGCUCGUGCCAAGCUCAAGGCUCUGCGCAAGGAGCGCCGUCUGGAGAACAUGCUGUAA
This is a messenger RNA of Penicillium nucicola, 2205 nucleotides long. RefSeq names its product threonine--tRNA ligase THS1. The record is from RefSeq and is a predicted model, not a curated record. Bases 1 to 2205 code for a protein of 734 amino acids. Lineage: Eukaryota; Fungi; Ascomycota; Eurotiomycetes; Eurotiales; Aspergillaceae. Gene Ontology annotation, molecular function: ATP binding; threonine-tRNA ligase activity. Gene Ontology annotation, cellular component: cytoplasm. The transcript has 7 exons. Gene Ontology annotation, biological process: threonyl-tRNA aminoacylation.